AUGUCAGCGGCAAGCGUAACAGCAAACAUUGGUACUUCACAAGCGGCAGCAUUAGGUGAACGUCAGUCAGCUGCGGCAGCAUCAGCUUCUGCUUCGGUACCAUCUUCAUCUCGAUGGAUUUUCACCUAUGAACAGCUGAUGAGGGUUCCUAGUAUUCGAGAAGGCAUGUCACCGGAAGAAGAGUUAAAAAGGCGACGUGUAUCAGCAAGUACAAUCCAUCAAAUGGCUGACAGGCUAAAUCACGAAUCUCGAGUGCGGAUAUCUCAAUUAUGUAUUUGUGCUGCAAUGAUGCAUAUGCAUCGAUUCUUCGUCUUUCAUUCCUUCUUCAAGUUCGAUCCACGGGAUAUUGCUGCUGCAUGUUUAUUCUUGGCGGGUAAAUCGGAAGAAUGCCCUCGGAAACUGGACCACGUCGUGCGUAUCUGGUGGGCCAUCAAGUUUCCUCAUUCACCAAAUUUGGACAAUAAUCGUCUUUAUGAGGCAUCGCAACUGAUUGUCACAUUGGAAAAUCUCGUCCUGCAAACAAUUGGCAAGUUUUGCUCUUUGUUUGGAGUAGCAACGAUGCAAUCAUAUUUUGUUAUUUGCCUACUCAAAUGUCGAACAUUCGAUUUGUCAGUGGACAUACCGCAUCCAUACGUCCUGACGCACAUGCAAAAAUUUGCACGAGAUGCUUCGGGAAACAGAAGAAUAUCGGAAAUAGCUUAUUGGUUUGCGAGUGACAUGCUCCAUAUGACAAAUUGGGGAGUACGUUAUACGGCAAAAGCGAUUGCGUGUGUUUGUAUCCAAAUGGCAUGUCUUUGGGCAGAAUUUGAAAUUCAAACAACACCCGAUGAGGCACCAUGGUAUAAACAGGUUGAUCCGACAAUGACGCUAGACAAAUUAUUGAAAUUAACUGAAGAAUUCUCCCGUAUUUACAAGACGCAUGGCGAGUCAUUGAACAUCAAGAAAUAUGCAAUGCGUAGUUCACUAAGGGAAACUGCUACACCACAGAAUCCCAAUCAGUCUCAGCAACAAUCACCACAACAACACUCAUCACAACAACCACGGCAAGGACAGAAUCAGGUUGCACCAUCAAUCGCGACUCUACCACCGCCUCCGGUGGCACCGCAGCUUAAUAUAGCCGUGGCUGUAAAAGGUGCUGAGCCAACUCGGCGGAUCGACCUCAGUGAUUACAAAUUACGGAAUAAUGCAGCGCAGCAACAGCAGCAGCCGAGCAAUUCACAAAAUUCUGCAGCGCAAGCUCAACGAAGAAAUUUCAUGCGACCUGAUGUACUACCACAGACCGUUGCUAAAGGACUGGAUUUAUCGCUUCCUCCAAUUAUUGCAAAUGGCAAGUUUGAUUGCAUGCAUCUCAAAAUGUAUUUUAUAAACUUUACGAUGUCAAAUAAACCCGAUCCAGUUAAGCCAAAUGAAGCCAAAGUUGUCCAAAUGUCAAAAUCUGGGACGCCAAAACCGACGACUUCGCAAAAACCAGCCAUCACGAAUGCUGUGAAACAGUUGCAACCUAUGAGACAGCCAGCGGGGGCCAUUGAACAAGAACGACAUAAAAAGCCCAAACUAGAUGAUUACGAUAAAGAUUUGAAGCACAGAAGAAUUGAGAAAACGAAUGCAGAAGGUGAAUUCAAACGAACUUUUGCGUAA
This is a messenger RNA of Acanthocheilonema viteae, 1638 nucleotides long. The record is from the annotation of a GenBank genome assembly. NCBI's taxonomy places the organism in Eukaryota, Metazoa, Nematoda, Chromadorea, Rhabditida, Onchocercidae.